Acanthopagrus latus (yellowfin seabream) is the source of this 2675-nucleotide messenger RNA. It is a transcript of the gene pcsk9, whose product is annotated as proprotein convertase subtilisin/kexin type 9. The record is from RefSeq and is a predicted model, not a curated record. NCBI's taxonomy places the organism in Eukaryota, Metazoa, Chordata, Actinopteri, Spariformes, Sparidae. Gene Ontology annotation, biological process: proteolysis. The transcript has 12 exons. The coding region runs from base 330 to 2336 and encodes 668 amino acids. Gene Ontology annotation, molecular function: serine-type endopeptidase activity.
AGAGGUGUUUUUAACGGAGGACAAUCAUUCGAUACAAAAGCGGUGGCGUGAGCCCCGCAGACGUCAGCAGUCCCCGCCUUGAAUUAUAAGAAUCAAUUGUUGGAUUUUUUUUUCUUUCUUUUUUUUUUUUUAUAAUCCAAAAUGAGAAUAGAUGGUUGGAGGCGCUCCGAGACUGUCGGGCACAAACAGGACGCGCAGCUGUCGGAGGCACCAACACAUCUGGAUCAGAGAUCAAUGAGUGAAUCUGUGAUAAAUCAGCUGAACUGAUUAUUUGUUUUAUUUUAUUUUUUCCCCCACUGGAAACGGUCCAAGAGGGUUUUUUUGAAAGAAUGCAUCGCACCUCAGGCUGGAUUGGCUGGGCGCUGUGUUUGUGCGCAUCUUUGACCGUGAGCGCGCAGGAUUACCCCGAGACCGACGAGAUGAUCCUGGAUCUGAUCCGAGGGGACGGGACUCGACCUGAGACCGGAGCCGAGCCCGCAGCAGACUUCCUCAGGUGCAACAAGGCGGCGUGGCGCGUGCCCGGCCAGUACCUGGUCGUGCUGCGUCCGGGAGCUCGCGAGUCUCACGUGCAGAGGAGCGUCAGGAGGCUGAGAGCCAGAGCGGCCAGGAGAGGUCACCUGCUGGACGUCCUGCAGACGUACUCCGGAGCUCUGCACGGCUUCCUGGUCAAGAUGAGCGGCGACGUCCUCGACCUGGCGGUGAAGCUCCCUCACGUCCACUACGUAGAGGAGGACUCGUCCAUCUUCGCUCAGAGCGCCCCCUGGAACCUGCAGAGGUUACUGCAGCCUCAUGGUGGCAUCUCUGAAAAUGGAACAUACAGUCCACCCAAUGAUGGAGGGAAGGCGGAGGUCUAUCUGAUGGAUGGCAGCGUUCAGAGUUCUCACAGAGAGGUUGAAGGACGAGUCCUCAUCACAGACUUCAACAACGUCCCUGAGGAGGACGGAGUCAGAGUUCAUAGACAGGCCAGUCAGUGUGACAGUCACGGCACACACAUGGCCGGGGUUGUGAGCGGGUCGGACUCUGGUGUGGCUCGAGGCGCUGGAGUCAACCUGGUCCGUGUGCUCAACUGUCAGGGGAAAGGCACCGUGUCAGGGGCUCUGGCAGGUAUGGAGUACAUCCGAGCAGCGUUACUGGCCCGUCCAGCAGAGGCCGUGGUUGUUCUGCUGCCGUUCGUCGGUGGAUUCAGCCGCUCAUUAAACGCCGCCUGUCGGGACAUGGUGGCUAAUGGAGCCGUGGUCAUCGCCGCUGCGGGGAACUACAGAGAUGACGCCUGCAUCUACUCGCCUGCUUCAGAGUCUGAGGUCAUCACCGUGGGGGCGGUUAACUCAGAGGACCAGCUCAUGUCACAGGGAGCCGGCGGCACCAACUUUGGCCGCUGUGUCGAUCUGUUUGCGCCCGGUGACGACAUCGUUAGUGCGAGUAGUGACUGCAGCACCUGUUUCACCUCCCGUAGUGGAACCUCGCAGGCUGCUGCACACGCUGCAGGUAUAGCGGCAGUGAUCCUGUCGUCCAAUCAGAGCAUGUCACCGGUGCAGGUCCUGCAGACGAUGCUGCAUUAUUCUACCAGCAACACAAUCAACUUCCUCUCUCUGUCUGACACACAUCGGCUCGUUACUCCGAACCUGGUGGCGGCCAUGCCACCUGGCAACAGGCAGAACGGGGAGCUUCUCUGUAGGUCAGUGUGGUCAGAGAGGUCAGGGGUCACGAGCACGGACAGGGCUAUCAGUCGCUGUCGUGCUGGGGAGGAAAUGCUGAGCUGCAGCAGCUUCAGUCCUGACGGCGUCCAUGCAGGAGAAACUAUCACUGUGAGAGACGGACAGGCGGAGUGCGCUGCCCACAACGGUCCAGGAGGUAAAGGCGUGUAUGCUGUGGCGAGGUGCUGUGUGAUAAGUGGCCUGCGGUGCCAGGUCCACGCCAGUCCAGAGUCCGGGCAAGAUGCCGAGUGUGCCGACCCGCAGCACCACCUGACCGGCUGCACGUCUUGGUCCUCGGCUGGGAUCUCAUCUCGCUCCCGUCCACGCCACGGCGAUCGGGGGCGUUGCGUUGUGAGGGACGGGGUGACAUCUCACGCUGUGUGCUGCCACGCUCCGUCCCUGGAGUGCCACCUGUUGGAGAACAUAUCAGCUGAUGGAGAUCAGGUGGAGGUGUCCUGUCCCUCUGGCUGGACUCUGACAGACUGCAGCGCCGUCUCUCUGGGCUCUGCUGUCUUGGGGCCAGUUGCUCGGGGCAACAGCUGCCGCGUCCGCAGUGCCGCGGGGGGUGACGGGGCGGCGGGCGUCGCCGUCUGCUGUCGCGUCAGACCACCGGAUCAGCCCGUCACAACUCCUCCUCACUGAUCCGGUCUCACAGCUCUUGGACGUCUGACACCUUGACACUAAAUGAAGAUGUCUCCCGUGUUGUCUUCUUUUGUCUGCAGUGACUGUCAGCGCUUCUGUAAAACUGCUUGUGAGCGUUUCAGUUGAGCUCACAUGUUGUAGUAUCACCUCAGACUUGUUGCAUGUGUAGAACUGUCUCGUUAGCUCCGUUAGAACCCGUAGGCCGACAGUUUGUAAAAUGUAACCAAAUAUUUUUGUAUCUUUUACAAAAUAAUUAUAAUAAAAAAGAGCUUUCAUGAACAUAACAUUUGCAUUUAUCUGGCAUGAUUAACAGAUGGGAACCGGAUUAAUUAAUUUGAC